Molecule: messenger RNA, 5863 nt
Organism: Limulus polyphemus (Atlantic horseshoe crab)
Lineage: Eukaryota; Metazoa; Arthropoda; Merostomata; Xiphosura; Limulidae
Product: BTB/POZ domain-containing protein KCTD12-like
Exons: 1
Coding region: 205-984 (259 amino acids)
Biological process (GO): protein homooligomerization
Molecular function (GO): protein binding
Source: RefSeq, a predicted model, not a curated record
UAGCUCACAGAAAUACCCCCUUUGAAAAUUAAGUCUGAAAUCCUGCUUGAAUAUUGGUUAGGGAAGAAAAAUAAAGUGUGGGUAGGAACAGAAUCGCAAACAUAUGACACUGAUCAAUUGGAAGAAUAGAAAACUCUACUUACAAAUUGACGCAAAUUUUCAACUUUGACUUUAUUUAGGAUAAUUCUGCAUCAACAGUUCCCCAUGUCCUCCACAGCCAACGGAGAUGAUAAGCCUUCAAACUUUCCCUCCGUGGUGGAACUAAAUGUUGGAGGUGUGUUUUACACAACAUCAUUAAAAACUCUGACUUCUGACGCCGAUUCACUCUUGGGUCAGUUGUUUACUAACAAAGGGAGUAAACCUGUGCCACGUGACUCGAAAGGGAAGUACUUUAUUGACAGGGAUGGAGUAUUAUUUCGGUACGUUCUGGAUUUCCUGCGGAACCAGAAAUUAUUGUUACCAGAGAACUUUCACGAACGAGACCGGCUACGACGAGAGGCCGAAUAUUUCAUUCUUCCGGCUAUGGUGGAGUGCAUUCCCACUCUCUCAACUAUGCAAGUAUCUUCUAAGGCUGUCGAGAUGAAUAAGCAAACCUACGGACCACGCGGCUAUAUCACAGUUGCCUACCGAGGAACAUUCGCUUUUGGUAGAGAUGGGCUAGCAGAUGUCAAGUUCCGUAAACUGACAAGACUUCUGGUAUGUGGUAAAGUCGGAAUAUGCCGGGAGGUAUUCGGUGACACCCUCAACGAAAGCCGAGACCCUGACAGAUGUAAUGAUGAUCGAUACACAGCACGAUUUUUUCUGAAACACAACUUUUUGGAACAGGCUUUUGACUGCCUCCAAGAGGCUGGAUUCCAUUGUGUGGGGGCGGCUGGAUCAGGGACAUCCUGCAGUGGAAUCUCCAACGAACCACCAAAACCUGGCCAAGACUCUGAAGAAAACCGCUGGAAUCAUUUUAACGAAUUUGUGUUUUGUCGUCCCUAACUGUAUACACUUUUAUAACAUCCACUGCACACCUUCAAGUUAUUCAUUCCCAAGUUAUGUGUGUAUAUGUGGUAUGUUGUAUUUUGUUUCACCAAAACUUCCGCUUCUUAUGAAAGAUGUAGUUAUAUCCAUAUUUUGAUGUAAGGCUGAGAGUGAAAACGAAAGAAGAGUAACACAUUUUGGUAUGAAGAGGACCCCUUAGAACUCUGUUGUUUAGUAGUGAAGAUGCGUGAUUUGUGUAUGGUAACAUAUAUCUUUCUUUCUCUCUGUAUAUAUAUAUAUACAUACAUAGUGACUGUAUAGUAUCGUUGGUUAAAAAGAUCUCUGUACUGCUUACAUGAAUUCUACCUACUUUGUGUAAUAAUUUACAAAUACUUGGCAACAUUUGAUCAUAUUGUAUACACUUGAGAAUAUUUUAUUUUAUAGAAUUACUGAAAAAGUUACUGUUUCUAUAAAUUCAUCACGCUGGAUAAAUCUAAGUUGUUCACUCUUAGAAGAGUAUUCUAUUUAAUAAAUAAUAGUUAUUUCUAGAAAGUUGAAAUAGAAGCGAUCAAAGUUGGCAACUGUUAAAAAGGAAACAGUUACGACAACGUUACUAAAAUUGUCAUAAUUAAAUACACGUUGUCGUUUUUCUUUUGAGGAACUAUUGUUUAGCGAACAUCUAUGUACUUUUUUCUUACUAAUGAGGGUAGCAUUUCUCUUUCUAUUCGUUUGUUUUAGAGCAAAGUCACACUAGAACAUCUGUUUUGUCUACCGAGGGAAUCGAACCCCGGAAUUUAUCUUUGUAAGUUCGAGAAUUUAUCACUUUCCCAGCGGGGGACUUCUUUUUCUGGUCCUAUAGAACCCAUUAGAGAUCCUUUAUAAGGCAGAGAAAUAAACUGAAAAUCAAAUAACUCUUAGCGGGUAUUUUAAUGAUUUUUUUAAAGCGGUUUGAAAGAACCCGUACGCUAUAAUUGCUCUGCUGUACUUUAUGUAAAAAACCCUACUAGGGAAAUAUCACAUACCGAACCAUGAAUAUAAGGAGUUUUACUAACUUAACAGCAAGAAGCUCUAUGCCAACAUGUUUAAUUUAAAAGUGGCAAUGCCAUUGUAAUACCUCAUUAGUGACACCAGAAUGUUCUUUUGUUUACAAUUUAUUACAUGUUUGACACUUAUAAUUUUUGAAAGAAAUUAAAUGUUCACAAUUCUAUGUGUGCAUAUGUAUAGUAAGUUUACGUCAAUGCAAUCAUUUUAAAGCUGACUUUAACUAAUAACUUUCACUUUUAUUUAAAUCUCCUUGUGCGACAAAAAUAUUCUUCCUUACUGUAAAAGCUGUAACUUGUAAUGAAAUAAUAAAUUUAAAUAAUGAUUUAAGAAGUAAAGAUUUAUAAAUUGUAAAUCUCGUAAUGUGUUUAACUUGCUGUAUUUGAAGUUUUUCGCUAAUUCCCAUGUAAAUAAUUUAGUGUUUUCGGAAUAUCUUUUCUUGCGUAUAUUAACUCCUAUAUUAAUUAUGAAUAAAUAAUUACAAGAAAGUGAGGUAUCCUUGAUCUUGCAAUGGCAUUAAUGACCAAGUUCCAUUAAAUUGGUAGUAAAAUACUAUAAUUGUAGAAGAGGGGAAAACAGCAUGACAGAAAAUGCGGUUGUUUAGAAGUUUUAUCUUCUUCUGCUUGAAUGUAACUCCGCUGUAACGGUGAAUGUGUAACACACUUUUAGCUUAGAUUUCACAUCCUUCCCUUAUGGGGGCUUCAAACUGUUAUUUCUCUUGAUUCACUUACGUGUUCUACGUUUUCCUAUUAAAUUACAGUUUUAUUAUUUAUUUCUAAAAGACUAAAAAGUUUUGAUAGGCCGAAUAAAAUUAAUGGCCGGCGUGGAUCGAACAGCGGAAGAUUUUAGCAUUAAAUAAAGGUUAUAUUACACGUAAUCUAAGGAAAGAAACAUUGUCAUAUACCUAGCAAUGAAAAAAAGGGUUUUAAACAAAAAGACGCAAUGAAAUAUAUUAUUAGAAUAUAAUAAUUGCAGACAUUACGAGAUUUUGCAACAAAUAGUUUUCCAUUUAUUCCUUACAUGGUGUAAAACACUGUUUAGAAUCUCGUACAUUUGAACAUGAUUUCGAUGAAAAUUGUAUUAAACGUCUUACGAAUAUUUGGUUUUAUUACACAUGUAACCUGUCGUAGUAGUUCCUGAAGAAACAACAAAGAUUUGAAUUGACUCCAUUUUAAAAAUCAUGGUAAAGCUAGUAAAACACAGUAACAAAAAUGUGUUACAACUUAAAUGAAUAACAAAGGAACAAAAUACUGUAUAAUAACAAUGCAUAAGAAAACAUAUUAAAAAACACAGCAUUAUAACGCAAAGAGAAUACAUAUGGAAUUACUUGCAUAAGCGUGAAAACAUGAAGCGGCCAUUUAUUAGUAACUAUUUAUUGAAACUCUCAAAAUCACUACGUCCAAAUAUAAAGAGACUGACGAUCAUGAUUUUGAAGAAAUUCAACCGUUCUAGUAGCUGAAGAAACUGAAAUAUUUCACUAGUCUUUACCUAUUAACUCUGAAUUUCACUGCCCAUAUUUCACUCUAUAAUUCUCAUCUUUCUACUGUUUAAUUGUACAGGUUGAAAGUUUUGUUACCUUUCCUGUUUUCAACAAAUUUAAUGAUCAGUUUUGACUGCUUAUAAAUAUUAUUCUUUUUUUUUUCAUUAACGUUAUUGUCAUAAUCGGUAGUUUAAAAGUCAUGGGAAAUUAUAAACCAUCAUACUUUAGACGAACACCAAACGAAACCAAACAGGAUUAAUGAAAUGCAGUUCUCAUGAGCAACAACUUGUAGUUACGACGAUAAGCGAUAUAUUUCACACAUCUGUUAAUUUUGAAGUAUUAGGAAAGUUAUAUUAAUAUAUGAGCUAACUUACACACUUUUAUUUAGUAGCACACCUGUUUCAUAAACCCAUAUUAUACUUUCAGUGAACUUUGACUUCCGAUACACUUUUUUAAAACUUCUUCUGUCAACUGUUAUCAAUAUAUAAACCUAAUUUGAAUUUUGAAGUAACUAUACAUAGCUGUGCCACUUAAACUUAUAUAAUGGUCAGAUAUUAUAGUAGAGAUAAACAAUUAAUGAAAUUAUAAAGAAAGUUAGGAAGAUAACUUUAUUUUGUUUUAGAUUUAAAUGUCCCACAAAUGUUUAUUUUUUUAGUGCAUGAUAUUGUGUUUUUUUACUGGAAACUUAACUUAGGUCCUAAUCAUAAGUAAUUUGUCUUAAACAUAUAUCACAUAGAAAUAAUAACAGCUAUGGAUUUAAAUGUUCUCGUUCAGUUAAUUCUUUCGUCCUUUAUUUUUACCUUGCAAUGCAAAACUCGAGGGUUCGAUUCUCCGCGAUAGGCAGAACAUAGAUAUCCCAUUGUGUAACUUUGCCCUAAAACAAUUUUUUUUUAUAAUUUUUUUAGUUCUUUUGGACUUUAUACUUUUAGAGUCCAGUCUUAAACACACAGUGAUAUAUCUCACACAAUGACGGUCCUGUUCCUUAUACUUGCAAGAAUUAGGGAUAAAACUGCUUACAAAUCUACACAUAUCCUGAUAUCUGAUUUUCUUAAGGAAACUGAGAAGACAUCUGAAACAUAAGUACAUGCUUAUUUUUAAUUGAUAAGUUAAUAUUUCAUAUCUCAUGCAAAUGGAAACAAACUUUUUAUAUUUAUUUGUGUUUCAGCAUUAUUAAGGAAGGCUUAGAGAACUAAGGGGGAAGCGAAUUUUCAUUCCUUUCUUAAAUUAAGCCUACUCCUAUAUUAAAGAAUAAACAGUUUUCUUUUUAAAAUAUGAAAAUGUAUGGAGAAGGUCAGAUGAUACAGUUUUGUCGUUUAGUGUAUUUAAUCAAGACAUAAACUCGGUAAUUUAUAGUGGCUAAUAGUUGCUAUCUGUGUAUUUAACUAUCUAUAUAGAUCUUGCCAGUUUUAACUUUCACCAUUUCUGAUUGGCUUACACUUUGUAGUUUGCUAGAAUUGUAUAGGUUAAAUCACCUAUUCUCAUGUGAAUGAGUUUCCAGUAUUAUGGAACAGUGCAACUAAUAUGAGUUACUUGAACCUAUGAACGUUGUUAGACACUCAGCUACACUAACUAGGUGAGCUGUGAUUCUUCAUACCUUAGAUAUUCUGUAUGUUGAUUGAAUCUCAGGUGUGGUCUUUGUAGUAUGUGCUGAAGUUACAUAUCACUACUCAGUUGAAGAAGACUUGGUAUAUGAUAUAGAGGAACAUUUAUCGUCAAGCUUACAUUAUUAGCCAUAUUCGUAUCCAUUACAUUUAAGUUUAGUAUUAGUAUACAACUGAUAUCAUAGUUUCUCAGUUUUAACGUGUCUGAUCUGAAAGCAUAAACUAAGAUAAGAUAUUUAACUAUUACAAGUAGAGUUUCAAAUGUACGUCAAAGACAAACUCAACUUGAUUUCACAAUAAUUGAUUUAAGCGAAAAAAACAAACACGAUGAGCUUACUGAAGUUUUAUUUCAAAUAGAUCAGUUUUAUUCAUCAAGGAUAAUAGAGCUUGUAUAUUCUACUAUUGUAGCUUAGCAGUCGUUUAAACGAUUCACUGUUUUAAUAGCUAUAGUUUGUUCUUAUUUAGAAUUGACGAACAAGCUACUCUAUUACGUUUGUCAUAAGUCUUAACUUGUAUAUCGUAAGUGUAUAUCAUGUGUUUAGAGAAAGUUAUAAGAAUGAUAUGUUAAAUAAAUUCUAACAACGCAUUUCGAAUAUUGUGGAAAAGCAUUUGAUUUUUGUUGAGAAAAAUCAUACUGAAAGUUGUUUGUUGCAAAGUGAUGGAAAUAUAUAUCUACAUAUGUUAAGUUUAUGGAUAUGAUAUUGAGAAAAUAUAGUAUAGGAUGUUUCAUGGAUUUAUUGUUAUUUAUGUUGUAUUCAACUACUAUGUAUUAAAA